Messenger RNA from Gloeophyllum trabeum ATCC 11539, 1868 nucleotides. RefSeq names its product alcohol oxidase. The transcript has 11 exons. NCBI's taxonomy places the organism in Eukaryota, Fungi, Basidiomycota, Agaricomycetes, Gloeophyllales, Gloeophyllaceae. Gene Ontology annotation, molecular function: oxidoreductase activity, acting on CH-OH group of donors; flavin adenine dinucleotide binding. The coding region runs from base 1 to 1815 and encodes 604 amino acids. The record is from RefSeq and is a predicted model, not a curated record.
AUGUUGCGACUUGCGGCCCUCGUUUCGCUCUCUUUGACGCUUGUCAGCCCUUCGUUUGCGGCUCUAUACAAUAGCCUGGCAGAAUUGCCUACUAAUAAGACUUAUGACUUCGUCGUUGUUGGCGGCGGCACUGGUGGGAGCGUCGUAGCGACUCGAUUGACGGAGAACUCCAACACGAGCGUGCUUGUGCUCGAAGCCGGACCCUCCAAUCGUGGUAUCUUGAAUGCCACCGUUCCGUUCUAUGGUUUCUACAUUACCACGGGAACCGAAAUUGACUGGAAUUACACCACCACUGCACAACCUGGAUUUGGCGGAAGAUCAGUUAUUUCCCGUGCCGGGCAUGUCCUUGGUGGCUCCAGUUCAGUCAACGGUAUGAUCUGGGUGCGCGGAUCCGUCGCCGACUGGAAUCACCUCGCCAACGUCUCCGGCGACCCUGGCUGGGGAUGGGAUAAUAUCUACACGUAUUACAAGAAGCUCGAGCAGUACACUCCCCCUAGUACCGGGAAAGAUGUAUCCGGGGAGUAUGACCCUUCGGUGCACGGUACCAGCGGCCCACUCGGUAUCAGUAUGCCUGGCGUCACUGAAGACACAGAUGCCCGCGUUAUUAACACCACCAAGGAGUUCCCUGAUGAAUUUCCCUUCGUGUUGGACUAUAACAAUCCCGACACGCCCAUUGGCAUGGGCUGGGUCCAGAACACCAUCAGGGAUGGCACGCGUGCCAGCGCUGCCUAUGCGUACCUCACGGAUUCCGUCCUCGCUCGCUCAAACUUGGAUGUCGUGGUAAACACGCGGGUCACGAAGCUCACCGGUUCGACCAACGGCACGAUUGACACCGCACAGGUCACCAACGCCGAUGGUUCCGUUACUUCUCUCAAAGCCUCCAAGGAGAUCAUUCUGUCCGCCGGCACGAUCAGUGACACUCGCAUCCUGCUCAACAGCGGCAUCGGACCCGCGUCUCAGAUCCAGAAUCUCAAGGGAGUUGAGCUUGUCAAGGAUAUUCCAGACGUCGGUCAGAACCUCGCCGAUCACAUGAUCAUGCCCAUCAUCUGGCGGGUCAACUCGACCAACACGAUAGAUUACUAUGCGCAGCACCCCGAGGCGGCGCAAGCGGCGUUGGAGCAGUGGCAGACGAACAAGACGGGCCGCUUUGCGAGCGGAGAACCCUUCCAGGCUGGUUUCUUCCGCCUGAAUGAGUCCGACCCCGAGGUGCAGUCAAUGAUUCAGAAGUACGGCGAUCCCGCUACUGGCCCGGACUCUCCUCACAUUGAGAUGGUCGCCCUCAAUGGUAACCCGUCUGGAGUCUCCGCUGCUGGCGGAUACUACUUCGCUCUUGCCUGUGUCAAUCUGGUGCCGUACUCCAGGGGUAAUGUCACCCUCAACCCCAGCGAUCCCCUCGGCCAGCCUCUCGUGAACCCGAACUACUACGACCACCCGAUGGACAUCUUUAUUGUUUCGCAGUGCAUGCGUAUGGCAAUCAAGUUCGCGUCCGGCUCCGCGUUCAAGGGUUACCUCGAAGACAACUAUGUCGGACUGGAGGGUGUCAUUGACAGCAACGGUAACAUCAACGAGGACGCGCUGUACGCGAACGCGCGCAACAUCACCGUCGCUGGGGACCACCAGAUCGCCACGAACAUCAUCAGCCCCAAGGGCGCGAGCACCGGUGUCGUCGACCCCGACUUGAAGGUGAAGGGCAUUAACGGGCUGCGCAUCGUCGACUUGUCCAUCUUCCCUCACACUCCUGCGAGCCACACCGAGUCGAUAGUGUACGCCAUCUCCGAGCGGGCAUCCGACCUCAUCAAGCAGGAAUAUGCUUGAUCCUAUUUAUCUAUCUAUCAACAAACAAGGCGUCUGUCAUUAAGUACUUUCGG